Messenger RNA from Girardinichthys multiradiatus, 819 nucleotides. RefSeq names its product extensin-like. NCBI's taxonomy places the organism in Eukaryota, Metazoa, Chordata, Actinopteri, Cyprinodontiformes, Goodeidae. The coding region runs from base 1 to 819 and encodes 272 amino acids. The record is from RefSeq and is a predicted model, not a curated record. The transcript is spliced from 2 exons.
AUGUCAGGCAAACCCAAAUGCAAGCUCUGGGCAAGCAUAGGCACAUGCACCCCCAUAGACGAAAUCAUCAGGGCCACCCAGCCGACCACCAUGCCAAAGGGAAAGACGCCAGCCCAGAAUGCCGAAGGGCACCACAGAAAGGCCACAGCACGCGCAGCAAAGAGGCUGCACUUCCUCCCCGAGACACAGAACCACCAACAUCCAGGCCAGCCGAGCAAAAACGACAUAGCCAAGCCAAGCCAAGCCAAGCCACAGUUCCUCCUGAGCCAACACCACAGCAACACCACACAUCAGAACCACCCAGCAGACAGGCAAACCCUACCUCAGUAUAAGGCAGAGAAACCCGAUGCAACCGCCGAGCCCAGCGAUGCCCACCCUACAGCACCCACACUCGGAGGCCAGAGCCGGCACACACAGGACAACCGCCCAAAUACCACAGCAUGCCAUACAACAGAGAACAAAAUGCAGCAAAGAGCACCCAAAGCAAAGCCCACAACCUGCGAAUGCGCCCCCACCACCAGCCCUCCAAAAAUAAAGCCCUCCCCCUCGAAAAGAAGACCCUCAGCAUCCAGGUCCAAGAACAUGCCCGACACCCAUACCCCAGCCAGAAGUAGCACCGCGAGAAAACCCACACCGAAGCCUACAAAAGGCAGAGAGCCCACAGAGCCAAAACCAAAACCCACCAAGAAGCCGAGACCAGUCCACUCCAAGAUCAACCCCGGCCAUCCAAACCAUGCAGACCCCUCCGACCCCCCAUCCUUCAGACAGAACCGGGACCGGGGUCAGGAACCGGAAUACAGACAAGGAACCAGAAUCUGA